Molecule: messenger RNA, 954 nt
Organism: Saccharomyces kudriavzevii IFO 1802
Lineage: Eukaryota; Fungi; Ascomycota; Saccharomycetes; Saccharomycetales; Saccharomycetaceae
Gene: GIC1
Product: Gic1p
Exons: 1
Coding region: 1-954 (317 amino acids)
Source: RefSeq, a predicted model, not a curated record
AUGACUGAAGAGAAAUGGCAGCAACAGAUGGAACUUCCCCAAAUGAAAUCCAUUUGGAUCGACGAGGACGAAGAAAUGGAAAAACUUUAUGGAUUCCAGGUGAGACAACGGUUCAUGAAUGGGCCUAGCACGAAUUCCGAUGAGGACGCCGACGAAGACUUAGGGAUUGUUCUUGUCGAUAGUGAAGAGCUUGCUUUGGCAAACAAGAACAACAUCAAAUUGCCUCCCUUACCCAAUUAUAUGACGAUCAACCCUAAUAUAAACUCUAAUCAUAAGUUUUUGACCACCAAAAAAAAAAAUUUCUUGGGCAUGUUCAAGAAAAAGGAUUUGCUCUCAAUGAAACAUGGGUCUACCAAAUCCUCGAAACAAUCCAAUAUAUCUGCCCCAUUCGGCUUUCACCAUAUUUCGCAUGCUAAUGGCAAAAAGGAGGACAAUUCUUUUGGGCCGCAUCAUGAAGAAGAGGAACAAGACGAUGACGUAGAAUCAUUGGUCAAUUUCACUUCGUUGGAACCACAGCCUCGACCAGACUCAAAUGUCUCUUCCAAAUACUCUAACGUAGUGAUGAAUGAUUCCAGUAGGAUAGUGUCUUCUUCCACGAUAGCCACGACUAUGGACUCCCGUAAUGAUAGUAACGACGAUAAUAUCCCUAAUAACACUAAGAAAGUGAACUCACCAACAGAACUGGAAAUGACUUUGGAAGACCUGAAAAAUUACACAUUCCCUUCGGUUCUUGGGGACGGCAUGAGCGACAAGACUAAUGCUUCUUCGCCUUCUGAUUCAUCGUUCUCUAACAAAUUUAGACCGAGGCACUCAAGUGCGGUACACCCCCCCGAGUUGGAGAGUAAUACCGUAGUAGACCCGUCUCCAAACUCGCCUGGUAGCAGAAUAUCUGUGGAUGAUGUGCUGAAAUUUUAUUAUCAGUGUAGUGAAGCCAGUACCCCUCGAAAUACUUGA